AUGGAAGGAUGGUAUAGAAGAUUUAUGAAUUUAAGUCAAGCACUUUUUACGACAUCAAACUUCGGUGCUUAUAUAGCCGGAGCUGGCAAACCGAAUAGUCCUUGCACAGGCGGAGUGAUCUCCCAA
Messenger RNA from Paraglomus occultum, 126 nucleotides. Lineage: Eukaryota; Fungi; Glomeromycota; Glomeromycetes; Paraglomerales; Paraglomeraceae. The record is from the annotation of a GenBank genome assembly.